Bombyx mori (domestic silkworm) is the source of this 2124-nucleotide messenger RNA. RefSeq lists its product as uncharacterized. NCBI's taxonomy places the organism in Eukaryota, Metazoa, Arthropoda, Insecta, Lepidoptera, Bombycidae. Gene Ontology annotation, molecular function: protein binding. The record is from RefSeq and is a predicted model, not a curated record. The coding region runs from base 114 to 2036 and encodes 640 amino acids. The transcript is spliced from 4 exons.
AAUAUCUAUGACAACUGACAGCACAUGCAUGUGUUUUGGUUGGUUUUGGUUCGCGCUUCUUUGAAUUUCGAUAUAAAAUAUUCAUUUACAAUAAAUGAAGAUUUUAUAAAAUAAUGGAAGAAAAUAAACAAGAUAUUAUAAGGAAAACCAAAGAGAAGACUAUAGCGGCGGAUAGCUUGGAUAAUAAUGCUCCUGUACACCAAAUAAUAGAAUUUCUACAAUCUAAACACAAAAAGAACAAAGUUUUUAAUUAUUAUAGUCAACUUGUUAAGCAACGCAAUACAUCUUGGUUUUCACAUUAUCUAUAUCCUGGACAAACUUUAACAGCGUUUGGUAAUGACUGGGAUGGAGGUCUGCCCUCUAAAUUUUUUGAAACUUUUGCUCAUAGAAGCUUCCUGCCGAAAAUGAUCACAACAAAAGUGCGAAAUACUAAUGUAACGGAUCCAGUUACUGAUAUAAUGAGUAAAAAAAUAGAUUGGAAUCAACCUUGGCAGUAUCAGUACAGAAAAUUGAUCUCGUUAAAAGCAAGAAAACAAAAAGUCUAUGAAUGGUUAAACGAGGAAGUACUCCACUGCCCAAAAGACCUAGUGGAAGUAGCAGAACAUUGGGAGAAAGACCCUGAUAUUUAUUUUGAUGCAAGUUACAACUGGUACUAUGCUGGGAAUGGGAACAUGCAAAUGAUAUCUAUAGGCGGAGAUGAUUAUUUAGUUCACAGCGAUAUGAAUUGCCUCUACUUAUCUCUAUUUAAUAGAAAUAAUCUUACCAUAGAGUAUGAAUAUGAAGCAAAAUAUAAAUUUCCCGAAAAAAUGUUAAUACUAGAAACAGUUGUAUUACAGAAUAUAAUAGCUGUACGAACUAAAUACAAAGUGGUCAUCCUUAAAUUUACAGAACGAAAUGACCUUCUAGAACUAACUAAAAUAAAAGAAAUGGAUUCAAAAUUGCCGUUAACUGGUAUAUCAUUUGAUGAAUACCACAAGAAUAUUCUAUAUAUAACAAGUUUAGAUUACAAACUGACCAUAGUGAACAUUGAUAGAAUGAAAGGGAGAAGCAAACAAUUGAAAGGUCGAUUUGAAACACUAGCUGAUAAUUGGAACACAGUUACAGGUUCAGAAAGAAUGUAUUUCACGCAUGUAACAAAAAAUUCUUUAACACUAUAUGAUAAAAGGACUAACAGUGCGUUCGAGAGGUGGAAAUGGUUGAGAGAUAUCACCGAUAACAGCGACUGUGAUUUCAUAACAUCUGCAAAGUACUGCUCAAAUAAACCAUUAAUGUACAUUGGUACAAAUCAUCAUAUGUUAUUAAUGGAUAUGAGGUACAGUAAAAUUGAAAAUCAGAAAGUAAAGCCUUUACAGAGAUGGACUCAUGGAAUGCAAUCAGUACCAACAUAUUUAUCUAUGUGCAAUUAUGAACAUGACAAAGAGUUAAUCUGUAUGUCGAGUCAGUGGUGUGAAGAUAUGUGUGUGGUUAGUAACCAUAAUGAUAUUGUAACAAGAGACUCUAAUUUCCGUAAAACAAUGACACCAUAUAGACCUCCUAGUAUUUUUACAACAUUGCAUAGAGCACAGCAGAAAAUGCAAUGUUGUGAUUUACACAUUCCAAUCAGAGAUCGUUUGAGUGUUGCAGUUACUGGUCUGACUCUUUUUGAAUGUAAUGAAGGAUAUUGCAUAUUAAUGCAGAAUUCUUUAGGAGAUAUAUCUGCACAUGUUCUAUGCCCCAAAACUAUGCUGACUUUUAUAGAUGACGAUGCCACAGAAAAACUUAACGAAUGGAGCAACUUAUGUAUACAGAGCAAACAGAUAUUUGAAGUAUCGUAUAUUAAAAAUAUUAAAAAGGUUUUGAAAAAUCUGAAGAGAGUACCUGAUACAUAUCCAAUUGGAGAAAAUACUUUUAAGAGGCAAAAAGAAUAUGAGAUUGAUGAAAAGGAUAUUUACGAUUUAUAUGAGAAAACAGACUUAGAUAUGGGGUUGUUAGACAUUUGGAUAAAGAGUAAUGAUAAGCAAAUUAUUCCAGAAACAAUUGAUCAAAGUAUAGAAUAGCUGCCACUGUUUUACUAAUGUUAGUUUGUGUUGUUAUAUUGUUGUGAACUAGCAUCACCAUACUUAGGUAAUAUACAUCUUAUUUCAA